AUUCCCCGUGCAUGUAUGUCACCUGGCCAGGUGAGGCUCCGCCCACAACAGAAGGUUCCCAGAGGAAUGUGUAGUCAGUCUGCCGUGUAUUAUCUGGAAGCUGUAAUCCCAUACACGUCUCCUCAAAGCCACACUUGUUCUGCAGCCAGGAUGUGGUUGUAUCUUGUGCUCCUGUCCUGUGUGUGGAGGUGUGAAAGUUACCCCAAUGGGAAAGUUUCGUCCAGUUGUGACAACAUGCUUCCUUCUCAUGGAAGCGGAGCUCAGACGAGUGCUGCUCCUUACACCGUUACAGCAGACAAAAGCAGCUAUAAAGAAGGAGACACAAUCACAGUGACUCUAAAUGCGAACUCGGCGGGAUUUACCGGGUUUCUCCUGGAAGCGAGGCUGGUGGGAGGCAACAGCCCCAUGGGUACUUUCACUGUGGUGGACACUACCUCCCAGCUCCUGACCUGCUCAGGACUGUCUAACUCGGCCGUCUCGCAUACAUCAGAUAAGUCAAAACAACAGGUCCAGAGCAAAUGGAAAGCACCAGCAUCUGGUAACCUCAACACCAUUGAGUUCAGUGUAACAUUUGUGCGUGACUACUCCAUCUUCUGGGUGGGAGUGAAGAGCGCUCAGAUCACCUACAACGGCACAUCGUCUGAGUCCACGUCCACGUCCACCUCGUCCACCAUCUCCAACUCAGGCUGUGGCACCACUAAGACGUGUUUAAGCCAACCGACCGGCUGCGACCCUGCAAACUCCAACUGCUACUUCAUGUCUGCCACCCCCUCAUCCUCAGGGUCCGGGAUCAAAUUCGAGAUCACUGGUCUUGCAGCCGGCUACGUCUCCAUCGGCUUCUCAGACGACAAGGAGAUGGGGAAUGAUGAUAUCUACAUAUGUGGGAAAGACUCAAAUGGUCUGAUCCAGAUACAACACGCAUUCUCUACAGGAACUACAACACCAACCACCAUCUCACUGGGGAAUGUGACGGCAAUCAGUAAAUCAGAGGAUAACGGAGUGAUCAGCUGCUCCUUUACAUCCCAAAACACCAUCAGCACCACCAGGAGCACCACAUCCUCCAACAGCUACUACAUCUUCCUCGCCAACGGGGCCACCAGCAACGGUGUGAUCCAGAUGCACCCGACCACACCUCUAAUCAGCAGCACUAAGGUGGACAUUAGCAGUCCUGUAGCUCUGGGAAGUGAAUCAAAGCUUCCAGACAUCAUUAAAGCACACGGUUGUCUGAUGUUGAUUGCGUGGAUGACCACGGGCAGUAUGGGCAUGUUUAUUGCGCGUUUCCUGAAGCAAGCCGCUCCGGGACAAAAGUUCUGUGGGAAAGAUUUCUGGUUUGUGGCUCAUGUGUUACUGAUGUUGCUCACAGUUGCAGCGACUAUCAUCGCAUUUAUCCUGGUAUUUUCAUACGAACAAGACUGGAGUGGGGGAGCUCAUCCAGUUCUGGGUUGUUUGGUGAUGAUCCUCAGCUUUGCUCAACCCAUUGGUGCCAUGUUCCGCUGCACACCACAGGAUGAGAGGAGGUUUGUCUUCAACUGGAUUCAUUCCAUCAAUGCAUUAGCGAUUAAAGGGUUAGCAGUGGCGGCAAUUUUCACCGGUCUCAUGCUGGCUGACAGCUCAGAGUCACAGUGGAUGCCGAAGGUGAUGGGUGGAUUUGUGGCCUGGGAGGCGUUGCUUUUUCUCUGCCAAGAUUUAUAUCACAAAUACAGUCAAAAGGAUAUGGACAGCUGCAGUGUUGGAGGGGUGGGAACAGGCGUACUCCUGCUCCUGCUCUUCUUCUUGGGGAACCUGGCGUUCCUUGUGGCUCUGCUCGUCGGAAUUGGAGCAUCGUAACCAUGGAAACAAGGAACCCAUUAUUAAAAAAAUUAUAAAUAGAAGCUCAGGAUUUUUGUUUUUGUAGUCAGGUAAAUACUCUGUAAACAUAAAAUAAUCCCUGAGUUUGUUUCUAUUUGUUCUGAUUUUUUCAGUUUAUUCAUAACAGGGUUUUUUUUCUGUUUGGGAUAUGUUUUCAUUUUUUAUUUCAAAUACCCUUCCAUAACUUCCCUCUGGUGCUGUAUUGAGGUCACUGUUGUUCAUGUUAAUUAACAACAGCAUGCCCCAGUGUUUUAUUCCUCUUUUAUCACUGUUACAGUGAAUUUAUUAGGAGUAUAAAGUCAUCUAUAAUCAUUUUACAGUUACAUUUCAUGCUCAUAAAACAAGUUUUUAUUUUUAUAAUAGCAUCUAUAAAUGGUUAUUCUCUCUCCAGCCCGUUUCUUUUCUCUUUUCCUCAGAGAAAGAAUAAAUAAAUAAAUGUGGCUUGAUGAUAGAUCUGACCAAAGCUAGUCUUGUCAAAAAGAAAGCAACUGUCUUUUUCUUGUGAAUAAUUUUCCUGAGUGUAAAAAAAUGGACUUUAAAUUGUUUGGAAACGGCCUUAUAACCCUUCCCAGGUUGACUCUCUUGAUUUUCUUUUAUCCUUCUGAUGUCUUCCCUUUUUGUCAAUAUUUUAACACACACCUGCUCCAGACCAUUGAACUGCUAAAACUUGGGCUGUUAUAGAGGCACUCACACUUGCUAAUGAUCACUUAAAAUAAGUGCAUUUAAUUAGUGCCACCUGGCUGCCUCUUAAUCCUUAUGUAAUCAGUAAGGGUGCAAUACGUUUUUCACAAUCGCUUUCUUUAUGUUCUUCUAUAAUAAGUCACCUGAUGUUGUUCCUCUGAGGUUGUAUUCAUCUAAUUCUAAGACAAUAAUGUGGAAAACAAGAUUUUUAUUACAUCUUGAUACUUAACACUAUAUAGAAUUCAAGAGGGUGUACUUUCUUUUUCACAUGACUGUAAGGAAUAACCAGGGAGAAAAAAUGGAGUGUGUGUGUGUGUGUGUUACACUUUCUGCUUGAAUGCAAAUAUUUGCCUUUACAAAUAUGAUGUUUAUGAAUUUUUCACUUUCAGAAAGAUGGAUGCAAAUAUUUGCUAUUAUUGUAAUCAUCUUUUGAACACGAACAAACCAGAGCUGGAAACAAGGUUUCUUUCUUUAUUUUGAACUAAGGGUGUACAAAUUUUUGCCCCUAAACUUUAUCUAUGCAUUGUAUAGAACAGAGUUCUGCAUAUGUAUGAUGUUUUGUAUUUCUAUAUACUAUACUGCCUUUUUAAUCGUAGUUUGUUUUUCAUAUAUGAUCCAUGCCAUAUAUAUAUAUAUAUACAGUAUAUACAUAUAUAAUAUAAAAAUAUAUACAUAUAUGAAAUUCUAUUUUAAAUUAAAUAUAUUAAAUUCUUUUCUAAAUCUGA
This is a messenger RNA of Silurus meridionalis, 3254 nucleotides long. RefSeq names its product putative ferric-chelate reductase 1. Bases 16 to 1827 code for a protein of 603 amino acids. Gene Ontology annotation, molecular function: oxidoreductase activity, acting on metal ions. The record is from RefSeq and is a predicted model, not a curated record. NCBI's taxonomy places the organism in Eukaryota, Metazoa, Chordata, Actinopteri, Siluriformes, Siluridae. The transcript has 16 exons.